Messenger RNA from Xenopus tropicalis (tropical clawed frog), 4106 nucleotides. RefSeq names its product dematin actin binding protein (gene dmtn). Bases 1595 to 2845 code for a protein of 416 amino acids. The record is from RefSeq and is a predicted model, not a curated record. Gene Ontology annotation, biological process: cytoskeleton organization. Gene Ontology annotation, molecular function: actin binding. Gene Ontology annotation, cellular component: cytoplasm. Lineage: Eukaryota; Metazoa; Chordata; Amphibia; Anura; Pipidae. The transcript has 16 exons.
CAUUCUGCCCCCAACCCACCCAUCUCUGCUUUCCUUUCCCCUAACUGUCAGCCUUCUUACCAUUCUCUUGGGCACAUCUCCUCCACCAUCCUUUUGAGGUCUGCACUUACCCAAUCCCUGUAAUGAGCUAAUUGCUCUUUCUAUAUUUCCCUUGGUAUUGCCACUUGCUCUGGCUCCUCACUUCCUCUGCUUUUAGCUUGGUCCCUCUCUCUCCCUUCCCCUAUCAUCUUACCUUUCUCCCAUCCCUUGUCCUUUUCUUUCUCUCAAGUACAUCUCACAGGCAAUACUCCCCCCAACUGCUUAUUGUUCUGCUUCUCCAUGUCCCUUUCAUUCUCAUUUACCCCCUCUCUUUCACUAUCCCAACCUGCCUUUCCUCACAACCAGCUCUACUCCCAUCUACCUUCCUCUCUCUGCUACUCAUCUCUUUCCCAUCAUCUUCCACUGUCUCCUCCUACCCUACCCCAGUGUAACCCUGCCUUGUGUGUCUGUGUGCUCUUGUUGGUUCAUCACUUCACAUUACUUUUUUGUCUCUCUUCUCCUGACCACCCACCCCCUACCCUUCACCUGCUUCAUCCCCACCUCCGUCUCCCUUCUCUCUAGUACCGCUCUUCUCUUCACUAACUCUUCUAUCACGAUUUUCUUUCUCUUUUUCAGUCGGUCUUUAACCUUUCCAGCUCUAUUUAUCCUUCUUCUCUUCUUUUCUUUAUCUGCCUGUUUCCUUCUCCAAUUGAUUAUCCGUGUUCCUCUUGUUCCUGUCCAACCUGUCUACUACAUUUUUUUAUUUAUUUUCUUCCCCUUAAAUCUCAUCCCUGCUAGCUAUAUUUGCUUGUCUUCCCUCACAUACUAUUGCUCCUUUCCCUCUCAUAUAACAAAGCACUGCUGGUUCCCCCCUUCACUCAAUGUAGUACAAAGUCUUUUCUCAUUUUCUGAGUGAAGUCUUGCAGUUUAUGAACCUUCCCUGUACCUCUAAUUACCCAUUCUUUCUUUUCCUCCUCCCAGAUUUUGCUCCCAUUCUGACCUCGCUUCUAACUUUAUUCUCUUCAUUCCUUCCUUUUUUUCAUCUUUCCUUCUUUGUUGUAAUUAUUUCCAUGUGUAGCUUUUAUUUCCCUCCAUCCUGAUGUCUAUCACUCACUUCUCCUCUCUUUUGUGGCUUUCAUGUAUUCCCCUUCCUAGCCAGGCCAGUGUUGUGCAUAGAGUUGCUCCUGUGUGCAGCAGGGAGGGGCAGUGUGGCAGAGCGACUGGCUGAAUAAUAACCAUUACAGCGGCGAGGCAGCAGCAGCACAUUUAGAAAGGCAGAGCACCUUCCCAAGAUACCACACAACCUGCCCGAGGUGCAGUACCACCAAUGUGUGGUAAUGGUACCACAAAGAGAGGAAUUCAUACUGCAGGACUGAGGCACAGUGGCAAGUUUCUUGUGUUGGAUAAUCAUCCAAUCGUACAAGACGUUUGCCAAGCUUGGAAGAUCACGGGAUGCACAGCAAUACCUGGACUGGUGAGACAUGCAGGGAUUAGUGUUCAACAAAUGCGUUUCUCUUAAAAAGCUCAAAUAUCAGAUCCCCGGGACAUACACAGAACACUGACACACAACGGCUGAAUGGAAAAAAUUCCUAAGGCACCCCAGACAUCUCCCGGCAGUGUUGUCUCUUUAAGAGGGCCCAGCGCGCCAGGGUCUCCCUCUUCCAUCACUGCUCGGAUGGAUAGUCGGGUUCUGGGGUAUAAGGAUCUGGCUGCCCUCCCUCGUGAUAAGGCCAUUUUAGAUAUUGAGCGUCCAGACCUGAUGAUAUAUGAACCACAUUUCACCUACACUGUUUUAGAGAACACAGAAACUCUACGUAGCCGAGAGCGUUCCCUGUCACCCAAGUCCAUUACACCACCUCCAUCCCCUGAGGUUGCAGCACUUUGGGCUGAGACCAAAUCUACGGCGAGUGGCCCAGUUGCGCAUGGAGCUCGUGGGGGAACCAGCUCACCAAGAGGAGGGGUCCAACAUUUCCACUGCCCAGAGUUGUCUCAGGCUGAGCCUAAUUUAUAUAAGAAGCCACCAAUCUACAGACUGAAAGAAUCAGGAAUCCUACAUAGACAGUCCGAUGACCCCAUCGUCGAAUCAUCAAAGUUUCCAGCUGCAAAACCACCCGACCCCAACCAGCCUGCAAAGAUUGAGACAGACUACUGGCCGUGCCCACCUUCCUUGGCAGUAGUAGAGUCCGAGAGACGUCGUUCGAAGUCCAAAAGUGGCGAUGAAGAGAGUGAAGAAGGAGAGGAUGUGAAAGACCUACUGAACAUGAAGCUAAACAAGAUCCAGUCUAAUCUGGGAAAACUCAUUAUGAAAGAAGAAAUGCAGAAAGGUGGCACCCCAAAGAGGAAGACUCGCUCCCUGCCUGACCGGACACCAAUCUAUACACCAGUACAUUCUGGCUAUGGGUACGGAAGGAGCAGCUUAACAAGGCUUCUGUCUGCAGAGUUUCCAACUUCAGAUCGUCCCAAAGAAAGUGCAGCAUUUCAGGUAAGCAUGCCAAGGAAUCAUUUGAGUGAGAAGUUGUCAGUGACUACAACAUGCAAAUCCUCUGGCAAUAUUUAUUUCCCACAGAAUGGUGAAGGUCAACGAUCACGGAUGGACCGAGGCAAUUCCCUUCCCAGCAUGCUGGAACAGAAGACCAUUCCUUAUGAUAUGCUAAUGGUGACCAAUAGAGGGCGUCAGAAACUGCCUCCUGGGGUUAACAGGACUCAGCUGGAGAAGUACCUGUCCCCUGAAGAUUUCCAGCGUCUCUUCUGUAUGCCCAUGGAGGAAUUUGUCAAACUGCCUCUGUGGAAGAGAAAUGAGCUCAAAAGGAAGCAGCUUCUGUUCUAAACAUACGUGGGCCAUAUCUGCCCUUCACCUCUAACAAGGAGGUGGUAAAGCAAGGAGAUGCCACCUCAGCUUCUGUGCAGUCUGAGGGGGAGAGUGAGAGCGUGACAAGCGUGUCUGAAAUAAGUGGCUCUACUAUUAUUAAGUGGCUCUAUGCUGAAAGGAAACUUCAGUGCUCCUUGUAACAAACACACCCUUCAUCUGAGACCAUGUUGUUUUCUCAAGGGCCCAUCUUUUAGACAUAUCAUCAGGUACCUCACACCAUAUUUUGGUCCAGUACCAUCAAAUACUCACACACUUGUACAGGAACCUGUUACUAAACCUAAAUAAAUAAGAUUUAUAUCUCACAUAUAACCUGACCUAUGACCUCACCAAUGAAUCUUCUGUGUGGAAUCUUCUCCUUCAUAAAUAUCAUCAUUCUCUUAGCAAGGUACAUACACUUCUAUAAUGUUACUACAAUAUUAGCAUCAGACAAAGCACUAAACAUGCAAUAUACUAAGUGGAAUCAUGUUUUAUAUAUUAUUACAUUACAUUCAACAUUCCCACCACCGCUUGUCAUGCACAAUAGAAGCAUCAGUUACUUUUGUAGGAUCCUUUAGAAGCUGUCACUGGUCUGGGGAACAAGAUGCUGGGCAUGUAAUCACAACAUAAAUAAAGCAUUUACUAAUUAGGGGUGGAGGUGCUAUUAACUAUUGUUGUAAGCUGCCAACGCUGUGCGUGUUUAAUGGGUGAGUGCUUUCACUUUACUGCAAACAAGUCAUCUCCGUUCAGUGAAAUGGACAUUAUGGCAAAUCUGGAACCAGCAUUUGCCCAAAAGGACAGUGUAAAACUUACCAUUGCUUGCUGUGUGCGGUUUGUGACCUUAUGGAAUUCUUUGGUACAUGCUUUUCCUCAUUGAGACAUUACACCUCACGUCAAGUCAUCUCCUUACAACACAUUUGCCUCUUGUUUCAUCCAUCACUUUUCAUCUUACACUCCUGAAACUCCAGCAUUAACCACCACAUUUCCAUGUCACUUUUGGCCACAUCUCAUCUAGUUAAUUCUUUCUCCUCAACUGCCUGAAGUCAUCCUUCAAGUUGCUUCACCAUAUGUGACUCCCACAGAUGUUCCCUUCACCAAAAAUGUUGACUCCCUUAUGUGCCUCAUAUAUGUCAAGUCUGUCUUCUACAUGUCUCGUGUCCUUUUUCCACGUGGAAGCUUUUUUCCCAUGAAGUUUUGGCUUCUGAUGUAUAAUUAAUAUUAUUAAAAGUAAAUUAAUAUCCAA